Messenger RNA from Entrophospora candida, 1824 nucleotides. Lineage: Eukaryota; Fungi; Glomeromycota; Glomeromycetes; Entrophosporales; Entrophosporaceae. The record is from the annotation of a GenBank genome assembly.
AUGGAUUCGGUGAUUGAGUCUCUUGUACAAGAAUGGCUUCGUUUGGACAAAAAUCCAUCAACGAGAGCAGAAAUAGAAAAAUUAUAUGAUGAAAGGAACAUUGAAGAAUUAGGAAAACGACUCCUUAAUAGGAUCUCUUUUGGUACAGCAGGUCUUAGAUCAAAGAUGGAAGCAGGAUUUUCUAGAAUGAAUGAUUUAACAGUGAUUCAGGCUUCUCAAGGUCUCUGUGUGUACUUACUUGAUACAUUACCCACAUCAGUUGUUAAUGGUAUUGUGAUUGGUCAUGAUCAUCGACACAACUCGGAAAAUUUCGCAAGAUUAGCUGCUGCUGUUUUCUUAUCAAAGGGCUUUCUUGUUUAUUUUUAUCGCGAACUGGUCCACACACCUUUAGUGAACCCAAAACAGGACAAUGGUUAUAAAGUUUAUUGGGAAAAUGCAUGUCAGAUUACUCGGCCACAUGAUCAAGGAAUAGCUAAUUCAAUUAAAAACAAUCUUGAACCGUGGAUAUGGGAUCCCUAUUUAGUGGAUAAUAGUUCACUGUGUAUUGAUAAAACGAAAGAAAUGUUUGAUGCUUAUUUCGAAGAAGUAAAGAAAUUGUCACACCAUCAACAGGAUAAUAUGGCAUCAAAUUUCAAGUUUGUUUAUACAGCUAUGCAUGGCGUUGGUACUCCAAUGGCUGCCAGAGCUUUUGAUGUGUUUUCAUUGAAACCUUUUAUUCCUACAAAAGAACAAGUUGAUCCUGAUCCUGAUUUCUCAACAGUUGAAUUUCCAAAUCCUGAAGAAGGAAAAGCUAUAAAAACAGCCGAUGGAGUUGGAGCAAAUGUUAUAUUAGCGACAGAUCCUGACGCUGACCGAUUUUCAAUUUCUGAGAAACAAAAAAAUGGAGAAUGGAUAACUUUUUCUGGUGACCAAAUCGGUGUAAUGCUUGCUUGUUCUAUUUUAGAUGGUUAUAAGAAAACUGAGAAAGUAGCAAUGUUAGCCAGCACCGUUUCAUCCAAAAUGUUAUCAAGUGUAGCAAAAAAAGAAGGAUUUUAUUUUGGUGAAACAUUGACAGGAUUCAAAUGGAUAGGCAAUGAAGCAAUCAAUCUAGAAAAAAAUCAAGGUUAUGAUGUUUUAUUUGCAUAUGAAGAAGCUAUCGGGUUUAUGAUUGGUGAUAUUGUUAGAGAUAAAGAUGGAGUUACUGCAUUAGCUGUAUUUGCUGAAUUGACGGUACAGUUAAAAAAACGUGGAACAACAGUUUCGGAGUAUUUAGACGAAUUAUACCGAAGAUAUGGAUAUUUUAUGGGUAAGAAUUCUUAUUAUGUUUGUCACUCCCCAACAACCAUUAAUAAAAUUUUCGAUAAGAUUAGAUAUGAUGAAACCCCCGCCAAACAAACUACAGACUCUAAGUAUCCGUUAUCAUAUCCUACAACAUUGGCAAAUUAUAAAGUAAUUUACACAAGAGAUUUAACGAUUGGUUAUGACUCGAGUCAACCUGAUAACAAACCAAUAUUUCCUAUUUCCAAAAGUUCACAAAUGAUUACUUUUGGUUUGGAAAAUGGGUGUAUUGUAACUUUAAGAACUAGUGGUACUGAACCAAAAAUCAAAUAUUAUUUUGAGUUAUCGGGUGAUGAUAAGGACCAGGUUGAAAUGGAAUUAUCAAGGAUAGUUAAAACAGUUAUUGAUGAAUUAUUAGAACCUGAGAAAUACGGUUUGGAAUAUCCCAAUGUUUGUCGGCAUCUUUUCUUUUUGGCAGUUAAAUUGGCAGGAUUUAUAUUAAAAUUAUCAGCGUGUGGGUGGACUUUACAUAGGGUUGAAAUUGUACUUUUAUCAGUACUAGUAUAA